CCCAAGUGCAUCCUACGAAGAUGGCUCGCAAAAUCGUUGUAUUUCAACCGUCCAAUUAUUUGAAAUGGGAAAAUGCCAGACAUAUCUAACGGUCAACACUCAACGCGGUUCAAGAGGAUUUUGGAUCCGCGACAGCUGGGAAAAUCUGGAAGAACACGAGAAAGAAACUCCGAGUGGAAGUUUCUGAAGAUAGAAAGAGAAAGGGAAAAAAAAAUAUUUUUUUUCUUUGUCGUCAAACUAAUUUCUGAGGAAUUUUCAAAGCUUCUCGCUGGAUCGAUCGCUUCGUGGAUCGAUCGAUCGAUCGAUCUUUUUCUGUGUGAUUAUCUUAAAAAGGUCAGAAAUUCGAUCGAUCUUUUUCUGUGUGAUUAUCUUAAAAAGGCUUUUGACUGGGGUAAUAAUCGUGAGAUGGCAAGUGGGUUUGGGGAAUCAACGAGCAGGCCAUCCCAAAACUCCUCAUUUUCUAGCAACAACGGUAAUGGGGAUGCUGGUAACUUUGAAUGCAAUAUUUGCUUUGAGUUAGCUCAGGAUCCCAUCGUAACUUUGUGCGGGCAUCUUUUUUGCUGGCCUUGUCUUUACAAAUGGCUCCACUUUCACUCACAAUCCAAGGAAUGCCCAGUUUGUAAGGCGCUUGUAGAGGAGGAGAAAUUGGUUCCUUUGUAUGGUAGAGGUAAAACAUCUACUGACCCUAGAUCAAAGUCUGUUCCUGGUGUUAAUAUUCCUAACCGUCCAGCUGGGCAGAGGCCUCAGACAGCUCCUCCACCGGAAUCAAAUGACUUUGCCCAACAUGGAUUUGGAUUCAUGGGAGGGUUCGGAGGAUUUGCACCAAUGGCAACAGCUAGAUUUGGGAAUUUUACAUUGUCUGCAGCUUUUGGUGGUCUCAUUCCUUCUCUUUUUAACCUUCAGUUGCAUGGAUUUCCUGAUGCUGCCAUGUAUGGUGCAGCUGGUGGUGUUCCUUAUGGGUUCUCUAAUUCAUUUCAUGGUGGCUAUGCACAUGGAUAUCCUCAGCAUCAUGGGCAAGGACAGCAAGAUUAUUAUCUGAAGAGGCUACUUUUUUUUAUUGGUUUUUGUGUUCUUCUUGCUCUCAUUUGGCAAUAGAUUUAAUCAGUUUUCAAAGCCUACUAAUGGAUAGUUAGGGCUUAUAGUCUCAUGCCUUUCUAAAUCUGUUAGUGCAUUUUUUUUUUCUUGGCACUGAGGAAAUUGUCCAUAACAUACACUUCCAAAACUCUUGUAUCUUCUCCAUGUUUUCAUCAGCCAUCAGCUAUGUGGAAUGUGAUAUACAUGUUUUUUCUGGUUGUA
Manihot esculenta (cassava) is the source of this 1296-nucleotide messenger RNA. Its product is annotated as E3 ubiquitin ligase rnf-5. The coding region runs from base 73 to 1095 and encodes 340 amino acids. The record is from RefSeq and is a predicted model, not a curated record. Gene Ontology annotation, biological process: ubiquitin-dependent protein catabolic process. Gene Ontology annotation, cellular component: endoplasmic reticulum. Gene Ontology annotation, molecular function: ubiquitin protein ligase activity; metal ion binding; ubiquitin-like protein conjugating enzyme binding. The transcript has 2 exons. Lineage: Eukaryota; Viridiplantae; Streptophyta; Magnoliopsida; Malpighiales; Euphorbiaceae.